Molecule: messenger RNA, 3927 nt
Organism: Gadus macrocephalus (Pacific cod)
Lineage: Eukaryota; Metazoa; Chordata; Actinopteri; Gadiformes; Gadidae
Gene: pank4
Product: pantothenate kinase 4 (inactive)
Exons: 19
Coding region: 42-2414 (790 amino acids)
Biological process (GO): coenzyme A biosynthetic process
Cellular component (GO): nucleus; cytosol
Molecular function (GO): pantothenate kinase activity; ATP binding
Source: RefSeq, a predicted model, not a curated record
GCAAACUGCGCAUCCAGCGUCUGGGCUCUGCAGUGUGCACCAUGGCGGAGCUGGAUCGGGUGGAGAAGAGCAGCCACAGCUUGGACAAAAGCAUAACGCUGCCGCCUGAUGAGAUAUUCCGCAAUUUGGAGAACGCGAAGCGGUUCGCCAUUGACAUAGGUGGCUCUCUAACCAAGCUCGCAUAUUACUCCACCGUCCAGCACAAAGUGGCCAAAGUGCGAUCUUUCGACAAUACUGCAAAGGAGGCGUCGAGCGAAAAACUGUACGAGAUCUCGGUGCAGGAGGAGAUCACAGCCCGUCUGCACUUCAUCAAGUUUGAAAACGCCUACAUUGAGACCUGCCUCGACUUUAUCAAGGACCACCUGGUCAACACUGACACGAAGCUGAUAAAAGCCACGGGAGGCGGGGCACACAAGUUUAAAGACCUCAUCGAAAAGAAACUUGGACUAAAGGUGGAUAAGGAGGAUGAGAUGACCUGCCUGAUCCGGGGCUGUAACUUCGUGCUGAGGAACAUCCCCCACGAGGCCUUCAUCUUCACCAAGCACGCCGACUCUGAGUUCCGCUUCCAGAACACCCACCCGGACAUCUUCCCCUACCUGUUGGUCAACAUCGGCUCCGGGGUGUCCAUCAUCAAGGUGGAGUCCGAGGACAGGUUUGAGCGUAUUGGAGGGAGUUCCAUCGGCGGGGGAACCUUCUGGGGCCUUGGAGCUCUGCUCACCAAGACAAAGAGGUUCGAUGAGCUGCUGCAGCUGGCCUCCAAGGGCCAGCACACCAACCUGGACAUGCUGGUGAAGGACAUCUACGGCGGCUCCUACGGGUCCCUGGGGCUCACCGGAGACCUCAUCGCCAGCAGCUUCGGGAAGUCGGCCACCACGGACAAAGAGUUCUCCAAGGAGGACAUCGCCAAGAGUCUGCUGCACAUGAUCAGCAACGACAUCGGCCAGCUGGCCUGCCUGUACGCCCGGCUGCACAGCCUCACCAGGGUCUACUUCGGGGGCUUCUUCAUCCGGGGCCACCCCGUCACCAUGCACACCAUCACCUACAGCAUCAACUUCUUCACCAAGGGUGAAGUCCAAGCCUUGUUCCUGAGGCAUGAGGGAUAUCUGGGAGCCAUCGGGGCCUUCCUUAAAGGAGCAGAGGAAGACAACCCCAACCAGUACAGCUGGGGGGAGAACUACGCCGGGAGCUCGGGCCUUAUGAGCGUGUCUCCGGACAUCAACCCCAUGCAGCGCGCACGCAGCGGAACGUUUGACAUGCUGGAGAUGGACCGUCUGGAGAGGAAGCUGGUGAACCUGCCGCUGCUGGAGGACCCCUCCUCCUACGUCCCCGACACGGUGGACCUGACCGAGGACCCGCUGGCCCGCGAGUACUGGCUCUUCUGCUUCGAGGACGCCCUGGACGGGGUGGUGAAGCGCGCGGUGGCCAGUCAGCCCGACCUCCCGGAGGCCGUGGAGCGCGCCGAGAAGUUCCGGCAGAAGUACCGCCACAAGCUGCAGACGCUGCGGCAGCAGCCCUUUGCGUACGGAUCCCUCACAGUCAGGAGCCUGUUAGACACCAGAGAACACUGUUUAAACGAGUUCAACUUCCCUGACCCCUACUCUAAGAUCAAGCAGAGGGAGAACGACGGCGCUCUGCGCUGCUACCAGAAGGCCGUGGCCGCACUGGACGCCCUCGGCUGGGAGGAGAAGCAGUUCGCUCUGGUCCGCGGGGUCCUGGCGGGGAACGUCUUCGACUGGGGGGCCAAGGCCGUGUCCGAUGUCCUGGAGACGGACCGAGACUUCGGCUUCGAGGAGGCCAAACAGAAGCUGGAAGAGCGCCCGUGGUUGGUGGACUCCUACAACCAGUGGCUGCAGAGACUGAAGGGGCCUCCUCACAAGUGUGCGGUGUUCUUCGUGGACAACAGCGGGAUGGACAUCAUCCUGGGGGUCAUGCCCUUCGUCCGAGAGCUGCUCCUUCGGGGCACGGAGGUGGUGCUGGCCAGUAACUCCAGCCCCGCCCUCAACGAUGUGACCAAUGGGGAGCUGCAGAUCCUGACGGAGACGAUCGCGGCCAUGGACCCCAUCAUCCAGGCUGGGCUGAAGGAGGACCGGCUGGUUCUGGUCCAGACUGGAUCCAGCUCCCCCUGCCUGGACCUCGGGCGGCUGGACAAGGAGCUGACCAUCGUGGUGCGGGAGCGGGAGGCGGACCUGGUGGUGAUCGAGGGGAUGGGCCGCGCCGUCCACACCAACUACUUCGCCCGGCUCAGCUGCGAGAGCCUCAAGAUGGCGGUCAUCAAGAACACCUGGCUGGCAGAGCGGCUCGGCGGGAAGCUGUUCAGUGUGGUGUUCAAGUACGAGCUGCCGACCCCGCCCCCCCCCGCCGCCCCCCCCAUGAAGGAGGAGGAGGAGGAGGAGAAGGCCGUGUUCAGCCCCUAGGGGGCGCCCCACCCCACUCAGACGGGAAUGUCCAGAGCGGUUACCUGUGGUGGUUGUCGUGUCGACGAAGAUGAAGAUGUCACUUGGUGGAUGGAUGAGUGAUUGUUAUGGUGAUUGUAGUGAGAUUACGAAGGCAGAGUUAUCAAGGGGGGGGGGGGGGGGGGGUAGCAGAGAGAAUGUUUUUUGGUAGCAAUGACAGGAUAAUGAUUUUCAACUUCCUCAUUUAGGAAAGCAUAAUUCCUCCCUAUAAUGUAAUCCUAAAGGUAUCAGAGUAGGACUAUCUGCUGCCUAAACACAGUAUGAGACACCAAUGACCAGGAUCUGCAAUCGAUCCCAGAUCGCUGUUCCGCAUCAUCCCAUCUAUCGCUAGCCUCCCGUCUUUGACGGCUUGUAUUGGAAUCCGGUUCCUGAAGCAAAUAUAUCCGUGAACAAGAAUAUCAUAAGGGACUUGUUUAUAUACUCGGCAAAUUGUAAUCAACAAUAAGAUGUUUAUUUAGUGUACGUGUCACAAAACAAGAAGAAAAAUGAGCACAAAAUACCCCAGUGAUCAGUACUCCCACUUGUGCAAUGGUGUGUUAUGGCGAGACGUUACCAUAACACGUCACCAUUAAAGCACUUCCAGCAGGGAUGGGGUAAGCGGGGGGGGGGGGGGGGGGUGCGCGUGUUUUUGUUUACAUGUACCCAUAAAAAGUAAUUACACCCUGUUGUGGUGAAUUAACUGCAAAAAAUAUGUGCGUCUAAUGUGCCUCUGUGCCUUCGUGCCCGUCGCGUCGCUCGCUUCUAUCGUUCUGUUUUCCCAGGGGUUGGACAUGGCCCAUACGUCCUUUUAGUGUGAGGUGUUUUCUUUUUCUUUUUUACAAUACAAGGAUGAAUGAAUUUGGACGAGUGAAUAAUUUUGAAGACACAGAACAGGUUGUGAGUUAAUGUUGCUUCAGGGACUUGGUGAAAACGCACUUUAUCGCCAUCAUUUAGUGUUUAGCGGCGAACCACAAGAGGGCAGUGUUUCACUGUGAACUUUAGGAUUCCUCUGAAACUUUGCCACUGCUCGGAAUUUAACACGGAGUUGCCAGCUUUGUGUUUACAUGUAGCCUAUCAGGUGUUGGUUUUGAUGCAGUGUUCCUCGCUUGCCCAUUUUUCUGGAAUGAAACAAGGUUACAUUGAGCAAAUUUAGCCAGUGGAUUAGAUACCACGACAAAGUAUUAUAAGGAAAUAUUUGACAGAGUGGUUUGGGAGAAUAAACUUAAGGAAACAAAGUCCACCCAUGCAGUAGGCCUAUGUGGCCAAAACACUGUGAAGGCAUUUGGUUUAAGUGAUUGGUAAUAUCUCGACUGGUUUGAACGCCGAUUGGAGGGCCUCUUGUCACGCAGACGCACCUUGUGUUGUUUGUAGCCUACAUAGAAUGAACAAGCGUAUGUGUAUUUCAUUAAUUUGUAAACACGUUCAAAACACAAGUUUGUGUACCGUAUUAUCCUCUGACAAUCAACCUUCAUUAAAUGUUCCAAACUAUAUUUUA